CAACAAUGCAUUGACGUACGUAGUGUGUGAAACAUGGAGCAAGCAGCUGCAACAGGUGGUACUGAGAUGAGAAGAGAGGUAGAAGAAGGCUUAGAGAUGGCUAUACUGUACAAGGCAAUAUGUGACAACAACUGGUUGGCUGCAAAAGUAUUCAUUGAUGCCCAUCCUGGUUGCUUGAACGCGGAACUCUCUGCUAAAACUGGCGAAACAGCUCUUCAUGUGGCCGCAAAGUUCGGCCGUGUGGGCAUCGUGGAGGAGUUGGUGAGAUUAGUGCCAUCUGAGUAUCUUGAAAUACCCGAUGCUCUUGGCCAUACUCCACUUAUAACAGCUGCAAUGCAUAGCGGACUCAUUCCAACUGCAGCAUGCUUGAUCCAGAAAAAUAGCAAUGUACUUGCAAUAGGCAAUCCAUGGCUUCCUGUCGCAUCGGCUUUUCGUAAUGGCCACAGCCAGAUGGGACGCUAUCUCUAUUCUCUCACUCCUUUGCGAGUCUUAAAACCAGAAAAUGGCCUUCCGGGUCCUACCCUUCUCACACAAUGUUUUUUCUCAGGAAAUCUUGAUAUUGCGUUGGAUUUGCUUCGUCGAUGCCCAGAGCUGCUUUUCGCUCCUGACGCCAAGCCGAUGGCAGCGAUUGUCCGAAUCGUGUUCUUCCUUCCUCAAUCUUCUCUCAACACAAGUCAACUUGGGUUCUGGAAGAGAUGGCUUUAUCACUAUACCAAGACACCAUCAACCACUACCACUGAGCAUUCCUUUGUAGAUAUGAAAAACGAAAGCGAGAGUAACAAAGCCCAAGGGUUAAAUCUAUUGCAGUUUCUCAUCUCCCACAUCUAUAACUUUUCAGGAAUGAAGGAAAUCUACAAGAUGAAGUUGCAACAUGCACAAGCAACUGAAAUUUUAAACCUAGUUUGCGAGAAUCUAAAAUUUCUAGAUCUCAAUAAAAAGAACAAGAUUGCAGAAGCAAUCAAUGUUGCAGCUAGGGAAGGGAAAGCUGAGUUUUUGUUACGAGUUGUCAAAUCAAACCCAGAACUCAUCUCGUUGGUCACUUUUCCUCAUCCAGAGGGCCACAUUUUCUUCACUGCCAUUUCAUAUCGUCAAGCUGAGAUUUUCAACCUCAUCCAUGGGUUUCGAUUUAGGAAUGCAGCAUCAUCACUCAUUUUUCCCAACAGCAAUACCUUGUUCCAUGUGGCAGCCAUGUUGGCUCCUGCUUCACAACUCAACCGCAUAUCUGGUGCCGCUUUACAAAUGCAAAGAGAAUUGCAGUGGUUCAAGGAAGUAGAGAGUGUGAUGGAUCCUGGAAAUAGGUUAUUUCAAAAUAAUGAGGGGUUGACUCCAGUGGAAUAUUUCAAGAUAAACCACAAAGAACUGAGGAAUGAAGGGGAGAAAUGGAUGAAAGAUACUGCAUCUUCAUGCUCAGUUGUGGGUGCUCUGAUCGUCACCAUCAUGUUUGCGGCAGCUUUUACAGUUCCAGGAGGGAAUGAUCAAAAUUCUGGGUACCCAAUGUUUCUGAAAGAAAAGUUGUUCAAGGUUUUUUUAAUUUCAGAUGCAUUGUCAUUGUUUGCGUCUACUACUUCUGUGCUUACAUUUUUAGGAAUCCUUACGUCACGCUAUACAGAAGAAGACUUCCUUUACUCCUUGCCUACAAAACUGAUCAUAGGCCUUUCUACACUUUUUCUCUCCAUUGCAACUAUGAUGAUGGCCUUUUCUACAACCAUAAUCAUCAUGUUGCAACAUCAGUCAUCACGUGCAGGGGCAUUUCUUCCAGUUAUUAUGCUUGCUAGUGUUCCGGUGACCCUCUUUGUGUUAUUACAAUUCCCUCUUCUUGUCGAAAUAAUUUCUUCUACUUAUGGUCGUGGCAUUUUCAACAAGAAGGUAGAGAAAUGGCCUUGAAUGUGUGUGUAUAUGUCUUAUUGUCUAGGAGGAAGGGGACCAGCAAAGGCUAAUACCCCUUCAAAUUUUUUAAAUUUUUCUUAGUAUUAUAUAGAUAUUACAUAUUUCCAACCUUCCAAAUUUAUGAAA
This is a messenger RNA of Prosopis cineraria, 2013 nucleotides long. RefSeq lists its product as uncharacterized. Gene Ontology annotation, molecular function: protein binding. The coding region runs from base 34 to 1884 and encodes 616 amino acids. The transcript has 7 exons. The record is from RefSeq and is a predicted model, not a curated record. Lineage: Eukaryota; Viridiplantae; Streptophyta; Magnoliopsida; Fabales; Fabaceae.